GCUCAUUACUGCGCAGAUCUUAAACAAGUCACAAGUAUCCAGUUUAAGUCGGGAUAUAAAAAUAUUAAAGUGUUGUAAAUAACAUUUCGUCAGUGUAAAAUAACAUUUACAAAAAAGAGUUUUAAAUAAUUUCGAAAUAUGAACGUGUUUUUGGCCUUCACGUUGGGUCUCAUUUCGUUGACGAUUGUCAAAGCUGAUGUGAGUCAUUUACAACAGAAUUCUCGCCAACAUUCGGGAACGACUUUAGUUGCCAAUAAUGGGCAGCUUGUGAAACAGUCAUUUAAUCAAAAUGGUGACGCUACCUAUUCCAGUCAUUCAUUUGACGCUGGUAACAAACAAAAUUCUAAGUCUCGCUAUUGGUGGAUGAACACUGAAACAUUACCACAAAACAAUGCACGAAACUAUUUUUCUGCCUCGGGAUGUGGUGGGUGUGCAAGCCGCUCAUUGAACAUUAAACACAAUCCACAACAUGCUACCACACAAAACAAUGCAUUUAGUCAGAAUUCAUUCAUAAAUGUCAAACAAAAUCCGUCAUCGUUUUCUUCAUUCAAUGCUAUACCAAAAGCUUCUGUUUCAGGAUCAGCACCACAAUCUACAGUUUGCUUCGAUUCCGGUUCAGCUUGCGUUUCAGCCAAGUUCUGUUACAAUGGAUUUAUUGAUCAAAUAGCAGAGCACAAAGCUGUUCGUAGUUCGUCAGGAAAAUGUUACGCACCUGAAGUGUGUUGUCGCUUCGCAAUAAGGCGAAGUGCUCCCUACAGUCAAGACAACUCAGUGUCAGCAGCUGAGUCAACAUCAGAGAUAUUAACGAAGGAAGGAUACGUCGUGAGAAAGCCAAGCAAUCAAUAUUUACCGAGUUACCCUGAGUUUAACCCAGCGCCAUCAAAUGAUCAAGAAACAUUCAUUAAACCAUCAACACAACCACCACCCCCACCCCCACGAACGCAACCACCAACACAAAGACCAACUCAAAGGCCUACUCAAAGACCAACUCAAAGACCUACAACCCAAAGACCACCAUACCAACCACAGCCUUCAGAUAAUCGACCAGUUACAUUUGAACCUGCACCAGUAAUCAUUCCUGUCGGUUGUUCAGCUGCCAUGAAUUGCACAAAUAUUCAAUACUGCACCCAAAACGGAGUAAUCUCGAAAACGCCCGUCACUCUUACACCUCAACAGGAAAUGUUCCGUGUUCCAAUGACUGAUUGUCGUCAUCCGGAAACAAAUGAAGUCGGAAAGUGUUGUCGCGAUCCAGAUUAUGUUGAUCCAUGGCCAGUUGGUCGUACCGGUCAAUAUGUGCCAGAAGAGAUUAAUGCUGCCUUUGACAGUGGAGCAUAUAAAUCUGAGCCCAGUGGUGAUGUUGCAGUUCGCGUGAAGCCAGACGGUUACGUCGUCCCACAGCCAUCAAACAAUCAAGCACGAUUGUAUCUGCCGCCUAGCCCGAACCGAAUUUAAUUUAGUGUGUAACUUAAUGCCAUCAAUUCUUCGUUUCAUUUUCAUUUGAACAACAACGUCAUAAAACUAUUUCGUUGCAAAAUUUUUUGCUAGCUUUUACGAUACGAGAGUUUUUCCAUGAUGCAACAUGGAUCGUCAGCUGUGAUAAUUUUAAUCAUUGAAAAUGUGAGUUCUGUUUCUCUACUCUGACACCAUGUGAUAAAUGACUCCGUUCGUGUUUAAUCUUUCUCUAUUACUCUUUUUUUUUUCUUUUUUUCGCCAUGGAUCAUGUCACGAUUUACAUUAAACGAAAAUUUUUCCUCGUCGCAUUUCAUAAACAAGCGAAGAAGACGAAGAAAUAAAAAAUCUUUUAUCAUUUUUCAUAAAUAAAUUCUUUCAGCAUGAUGAAAUAAAAAUGUUUUUUAAUAUUAAAAGAAGAAAUAAAAUAAAAUCAUGAAAGUAAUAACGAAUCAGUAUUGUUUUCAAAUAAAAAUGGUUUUUUAUAUAAAUAAAAUUACGUGAUGAGAAUUACGCAAUGACAAUAAAUAACUUUUUUUUUGUGAGCCC
Messenger RNA from Clunio marinus, 1998 nucleotides. The record is from the annotation of a GenBank genome assembly. NCBI's taxonomy places the organism in Eukaryota, Metazoa, Arthropoda, Insecta, Diptera, Chironomidae.